UAGCGCUGUCACGUAGACCAGCGGCACUGCCGGAUGUUUCACCGCAGCAGCAGCGGCAAUAACAACUGACCGACACCGACGGUAUUUUAAUCAAGUAACCUUGCCAGUGGACACUAAAUCAAGCGGUCAUAAACCACAAUCAUACGGAGGAAACUGAAAAUGCCGCUGGGUGAAGAGAAAAAUGGAAAAUGCGAUGGGUCAAUAUAUGUAAACAAUCCCCACUUGGACUCCAUGACAGAUGACAUCCUUUACCAUUUUAACUUGGGAACAUCAACCCACGAUUUGCCAAAGAUGUUUGGAGAUGUCAAAUUUGUGUGUGUAGGGGGAAGUCCAUGGAGGAUGAAAUCUUUCACUGAAUACAUUGCCAAAGAACUGGGACUGGUGGACCCUAAUGCAGAAUACCCAAAUAUAUGUGCAGGAACUGAUCGUUAUGCCAUGUACAAAGUCGGACCUGUGCUGUCUGUCAGCCAUGGCAUGGGCAUUCCGUCAAUCUCUAUAAUGCUGCAUGAGCUCAUCAAGCUGCUGUAUCAUGCCCGCUGCACCGAUGUCACCGUAGUGCGCAUUGGAACUUCAGGUGGAAUAGGUUUGAAGCCAGGGACUGUAGUGGUUACCAAACAAUCAGUAGAUUCUCUGUUCCAGCCUCGUCUUGAGCAGACCAUUCUGGGUAAACCAGUGGUCAGGAGCACAGAACUCGAUAAGGAACUUGCCGAGGAGCUGCUUCAGUGUGGAAAAGAGCUUGGAGAGUUUGAGAUCGUCAUUGGAAACACAAUGUGCACUCUUGACUUCUAUGAAGGUCAAGCUCGGCUGGAUGGUGCCUUCUGCUCAUACAGUGAAGAAGAUAAACAGAACUAUCUUGCUGAAGCCUAUGCUGCUGGAGUUCGUAAUAUUGAGAUGGAAUCAUCUGUGUUUGCCGCCAUGUGCAAACUGAGCAAUCUUCGAGCUGCGGUUGUGUGUGUAACACUGCUGGACAGGCAGAAAGGAGAUCAGCUGACCAGCUCUCAUGAUGUCUUGAAUAACUACCAGCAGAGACCACAAGCCCUGGUUGGACAUUACAUCAAAAAGAAGCUGAACAUCUCUAAGAAAAGCUAGUUAGAAUAAUAGCUUUCCAAGCCAACAAAGCACUAUGGUGAAGGUAGGGAUCAGUAUGGUGCAGCUUUAUCAAGAGAUGAUUAUAUAAUUAUGAAUAUAUAUAGAAAAGAAAGAAACUUUUAGAAUUUGACUGGUUUUAUAAAAAGUGACCAAAGUUACAGAAAUGCAUUGUCCUACAGGCUAACACAUUUGUGUGAUACUUCAUGAAUGUAAUACCUUAAUUUCCUUGUUUUGAAAUGGUAUGUUUUACCAUUUUACCAAAUUAUUAGCUGCUUUUGCAAUGUCAGGGUGAAUGGUUCUAACAACAGUCAGGUACUGUUCCUUUUUUAAUUCCACAUGAGCUGGGAAUGAUGCGGCAUGAUUGCAAAAUCUUCUCUGCCCAGAAUUAAAGGCAGGGUAAGGCCUCGAUCACACCGAAUGCACUUAUCCGUUUAUUGACUUUUGAAAAGACCAGUGUGUUGGGGUCUCCUUUAUAGAUGUGGCGUAAAACAGGGUGUGAAUGUGCGUACGUUAGUGAUGGCCGUUCACGAAUGAAUUGUUCUUUUUAACCGGAUCUUCUUAGUGAAUCGUUUGAAAUUGUUCACCUCUCCAGUAAGCACUUAUCCACAAGUUACUUACUUUUAAACAUGCCUGAUACCCCUUCUGACUCAAGAUAAACCAAUUUCACGAGUUUUUUCCAGUUAUUAGAAUAGUACACUGAGAUAAGAUUUGAGAACUGGCUAACUGAUAAUACUGCACAUGCAUGAUUCAGCAGGUGGUGAACCAAACACAAGCGGUACACGACAGCCUGUGACUGACACAACAGCACAGUUACCAUCUGAACCAAACUUUUAAACAACUUAUUAUUGCUGCGGCUUAAAUUAGAGGAUCUGGCGAAACAUACGUUUAUUUAAUAACAGAAAAUCGUAAUGGUAUUUAAACAGGAAGUGAACCAUGCUUCAUUUAAGUGUCAAAAUGUAAUUGUAAGAAACGUUUCAGAUUAUGGUGGUGUUUUAACUGACUGAAAUCCUGAUUGCUUACUAUAUAUUUUUCAUAUGUUGAGUUCUAACAUGGGAGGACUGUCAUUACGUCAUUGUGAUGAUUUUGCAACAUUGUAGCGUAAAAAAACGGUUCAUUGAAGCAAAAAAUUAUCAGUUUUUUUGAACCGCUUCAUUGAAACAAACCUUUUAAAAGAUCCGGUUUGCAGAAAACUUCUGCAACUUCCCAUCACUAGUGUAUGCCACUUCCCACGCAAAAGUUAAUCUGUAAAAAAACAAACUUGAUGGGAGGACAUGUGCAGGUGUAAGUAAACAUAUUUAACUUAAGUAUUGACAAAAAUGUAACCACUUUAAAUCAUCAUAUAAGCCAUAAUCAUUAAUAAGUUUAUUAUUAAAUUAUUCAAAUAUUAAAUGUAAAAAUUAUGAACUGUAUCCGAAAUCGCAUACUUUCAUACUAUAUAGUAGGCUAAAACAGUAUGUGAGCUGAAUAGUAUGUCAGAAUUCAUAAAAUUCAAAAAACAGUAUGCAAGAAGUACCUGGAUGACCAACUACUUCCGGCGAGAUUCUAAAGUGUGCAUCUGAUGCACGCUAUACUAUCCCAAGAUGCACUGCGAGAGAAUUCAUAAAUGGGAGGGAAGCAAUGCAACUGAUGUGGGUAGGUCACGUGAUCAUGACAAAAUAUCAGAUGUAGUACAUCUGAGUCUCAUUCAUCCUACUCGAAUUCAUACUGUAUAGAACAUACUUUUUUUUAACGGUCGAGUUGUAAAUUUAAAUUCAAAUGCAGUACCUAUGGUGUAGUUUUAGCGAUUUUUGGAUACAGCCAUGGUAUUUGUUAAUUUUUUGGUCUCGACUCAAAUAUUAUAAAUCAGACCAUUGAGCUUUUUAUGUGGCUGGGCAACCACUAUAUUAAUGUUCUUGGUGCUGGAGCGCAUGACCUUGGGCGCUUUUGAGUUGGCUUUUUUUUUUUCAAUUGCAUGUACGUAAAGCGUUCCGUCCAAAACUCAAGACGCAACAGGCGGUUAGAACGCGAGGCACCUGGUGCACAUAAACAGCAUGCAACAAGCUCACUGACAAAAGAAACCUAUUUAGAAUCUGGGGCGAGGUCAAUGCAGCCUCUAACUGAUCCCUGAGGCUCUAAGCUGGUUGUGUAAAUUCAAAAUUGUUACGAUUGGCAAUGAAAAUUCAGAAAUGUGGUUCAACUGGCUUACUAAGAACCACAGAGAAAAACCCAUUAAAAAAGGCGCCAUUCACAAAAAUGUGUUUUGGUGUGAUUGGUAUCUUAGACAACCAUGUUGAGCGAUGUUGGUAGAGUGCGUGUGCGUGAUAUGGCCACUGACUGCCAAUUGUUUUCCAAAGCAGGCUAAGCUGAAGCACUUUUUCUUUUUUCUUUUAUUUAACUAAUUAAAUGUCAGAUAAAAAAAGAAGUUCUAUAAACAGAAGUAUUUGAUCUUCAUUCAUAUUGUUGUUGAAUGGCACAUUUAUAUUACAUUUCAAAUAGCUCCAUCAUCAGCAUCAGAGUGGAAAAUGAAACCUUGUCCAUGCUGACGGGAACGGUUUCGCAAAGCGGAGCGUUCAGCCUGAUAGUGGAAAAGCAGCUUUUGUUCUUGAUAGUUUGAUUUGUCUCAAAUACCCUAUAUUUAUUAUUAUUUAAAAUGCACUGUAUUAAAACUACUUCUGAUGAAGUAGUUGUUUAAAAGGGAACAAUUUUUAGACAAAAGAUUUAAGCAGUUUUAGCACUACAAAAGGGUCCAGAGAGCAUCUUUAAAUAACACUUAACCUACUUCUACUAUCUUGCUUAUGUUUGUUGCAAUAUGGUUAUGUUACAAACAGAUUGUUUGUAAAUUUCAACUGUAAUACUCACAUAUGUCUUAAAUAUUGCUUGAAAAUUUUCCCUUAAGUUUUGUUUAACAUGCACUUAAUUUUAAUCCUGUAACUGUUUUGUUAUACAGCAUUAUGAGAAAUGAACAGAUUAAAUCAUUUAAAUUAAAAAGUUA
This is a messenger RNA of Danio aesculapii, 4060 nucleotides long. RefSeq names its product uridine phosphorylase 1 (gene upp1). The transcript is spliced from 8 exons. The record is from RefSeq and is a predicted model, not a curated record. Gene Ontology annotation, biological process: nucleotide catabolic process; uridine catabolic process. Gene Ontology annotation, molecular function: uridine phosphorylase activity. Bases 160 to 1089 code for a protein of 309 amino acids. Gene Ontology annotation, cellular component: cytoplasm; cytosol. NCBI's taxonomy places the organism in Eukaryota, Metazoa, Chordata, Actinopteri, Cypriniformes, Danionidae.